CAAGAUCUUCUGACUUUUUGAAACAGUUUCUCAAUAAAUUCUGUUAACUUAAGUACAACUAAUGAGACAAUGUUUUAAUGUGACUGCCAUCUAACUAAGGAAGUGGAACUGCAAACUUGCUGAGAAUUAUUUCCCUCGGACAGGAUCAGUUCUUUCAGGUUUCCAUUAGAAAACAUUUUCUAAAUCACAUGCCAGUUGCUGACAAUGAAAGCAAAAAUAGAGGGUUAAGUACAAAAUGUCAGGUACAAUGUAAUACCUUUUUAGCAAUUUCCCAAUGCAGGCUAAUGCUGGUAAAAACACCUCCUUUAGUAAGAUGUUUUAGAAGAAAUUUUUUACAGAAAUAAAAUAAAUAAAAGUUCUGUUUCCUGACAUGGUUGUGGCUAGUGUAGCAUGUCCUGAAUUCACAUUGUUUUAGAAUAAAGUAAUGAAAAAUGUAUGCAUUAAGAUUUGGAGGCGACUGUCAUUGAGUUUGGUGUCAGAAGGGAAAUAGCUGUUAGUUCCAACACUGCCAAAGAUUAUGCAUGAAAACCAGUUUGUGCACGUUUGGCUUGUUUAUGCUUGACAGAGGGACGUCAGAUCCACUGCACUAUAAAUCCUCCCCCAUUCUUCUCACUUGUAUUACUACUGAGACUGUCUACAGACUCCAGUAUACGAAUGAAGACUACAGUGCUUCUUCAGAAAUUCUAAUUUACAGCAUCUUCACAGCCAUCCCCUGCUAUGUCAGUACUAAAUGUCUCUGGAAAAUCUGCAAUAGCACUUCUGAUAACCAUGGCUGCAGUGGAUCGCUUCAACCUGCUGUACAGAGAGAUCAGUCGUUCCUGCAGUGUUUACAUUGAGGCCCUGGCUAUAGUUGGAGCUUGGUACACAGUCAGAAAAUGCCUGACUCUUGUGUUCAACACUUACAGCAUGAUCAGACUUCAUGCUCUUCCAAAGCUGGUUGGUGAGAUUGAUAUUGUCAAGCGGUAUGGAAGAUGGGCAGUUGUCACUGGUAGCACAGAUGGUAUUGGGAAGGCAUAUGCUGAAGAACUGGCCAAGCGUGGUGUCAAUAUCAUCUUAAUCAGCCGAAGCAAAGAGAAGCUGGAGGCUGUAUCUAGAAGCAUAUCUGAAACCUAUAAAGUGGAAACAGAUUUCAUAGUAGCUGACUUCAGUAAGGGGCGUGAGGCUUACCAAGCCAUUAAGGAGGGCCUGAAAGAUAGAGAAAUUGGGAUUUUGGUGAAUAAUGUAGGACUGUUUUAUACCUACCCAGAUUAUUUUACUAACCUGUCAGAGGAUAUGCUGUGGGACAUGAUCAACGUAAAUAUUGCUUCUGCUAACAUGAUGGUGCAUAUUGUGUUGCCGGGCAUGGUAGAGAAGAGGAAAGGUGCAAUUGUGAAUGUCUCAUCUGCUUCCUGUUGUCAGCCAACACCAAUGCUAACAAUCUAUGGAGCUUCUAAAGCCUACUUGGACUAUUUCAGUAGAGCAUUGUAUUAUGAAUAUGCUUCAAAAGGAAUUUUUGUUCAGAGUUUAACCCCAUUUGUAAUUGCUACAAAAAUGGUAUCAUGCAGUAGGGUUACAUCAAAGAGAUCUUUCUUUUUUCCUUCUGCUGAAGAGUACGCAAGUCAUGCUAUUUCGACCCUUGGGUUAUCCAAAAGGACUCCUGGUUACUGGAAGCAUUCAAUAGAGUUCACACUGGGUGAACGUCUACCUGAAUGGAUCUGGGCAUGGUUUGCACAGUACUUCUGCAGAAUUAUACGCAAGGAAGCUUUAACACACAAAGCGAAAUAGGAAUAUCCAGAUGUCCAGUAUAAAGGAGUACUGGAAUCUGAUCAGAGUGCUACAAAAUGGUCAAGUGAAUCCUGGAUUUACUGUAAUUUAUCCAUAACUUGCUUAACAGUGUAACUAGUGUUACUCGUAACAAUAACCUAGACAUUUGAAGUCUGGAUCCCGCAUCUUUGUGCUAAGUAGCUUCUUCUCUGCAUUCCUCCAGGACAAAGAGUUGAUCUUGCGUAGGUUAAUCUCAGUUCACUUUGUCUCUAAGGUCUCUAUACAGGAGCAGAUAUAACUUUAAUUCUGUCAGUAAAUGACUGUCUUUUGUAUGGUGCUAAGUAAUCUUGAUUUGUAAUGUUCACAGAAUUUGAGAAUUUUCCAGCUCUGGUGAUAAUGGGCCCACUGGUCUUUUCAUGGCAGGUACUUGUAUGUUUUAAGUGCAAAUGUUGUUUUUGAAUGGGGUACUUACUAUACAUCUUAAUUUUGAUAAAGUCAUACUAAUUUGGAGGUUGUUUAAAUGACAGAAAAGGUCUUACAGAACUGCAAAGGAAUUUGAAGAUAAUGCUUUCUUCUUUCUAAGUGUGAAUGCUCUUGACCACGCUUCAAAUAUUCCUUCAGCAAUCUGAAGCAUGGCUGAAGAAUUGAAACAGAUUGUAAAAAUACAUUAGCUGAAGAAAGAUAACAAAUAAAUAGUGUUCUAAGAACAAAUGUUAGUUUCAUAUGACAAUUAAAAAAAAAAGUUACUGAA
Gallus gallus (chicken) is the source of this 2494-nucleotide messenger RNA. It is a transcript of the gene HSDL1, whose product is annotated as hydroxysteroid dehydrogenase like 1. Bases 718 to 1764 code for a protein of 348 amino acids. Lineage: Eukaryota; Metazoa; Chordata; Aves; Galliformes; Phasianidae. The transcript has 5 exons. The record is from RefSeq and is a predicted model, not a curated record.